AUGAUGGAAUUUGAUGAGUACGAAUAUUUAGAGAAAACAGUUGAUAAUUCUGAGCUUAAGAACAAGAACCUAAUUUCUAAUGGUGGGGAAAAGAAUUUGAAAUCUGAUGAUAGAGUUCGUAGUAGAAGCUCCAAGCAUAAGGAUAGUGAGAAGGAUAAUGAUGAUGAUGAUGUUGAUAAUCGUUUCAAGCAUUUAAAAUCGGGAGAUGGUUCUCGUGGUUAUGAUAGGCAGAAAGAGAGAGGCUCGUCUCGGCGUCGUUCAGGGUCUAGAGAUGGAGACAAGGAGAACGAUCAGCGGAGAAGCUCUCAGGGUAAUGGGGAUAGGAAGAGAGAUAGGGAGAGAGAGAGUGAGAGCAAGUAUAGAAGGGAGAGAGACAGAGACCAGGAGGUUGAAAGAGAGAGAAGGAGUCGAGGGAGUGAGGGUGAAAGAGAGAGAGAACACUCUCGGAGAAGCAAAAGUAUAUCGGAAAGGAAUCGAGGUGAUGUGGAUAAGAGAACCCGAGAAACAAGUCGUGAUAGAGGAAUGAAAAGGGACACAAAGGAUUACAGAGACAGAGGAAUGGGAAGGGUCUCGAAGGAACCAGAUAGAGAAAAGUUAGAAAACAGACGGCAUAAAGAGAAAAAGGAAGAUGCAGCUGAACCUGAGACUGACCCUGAAAGAGAUCAAAGAACUGUGUUUGCUUAUCAGAUAUCUCUUAAAGCGGAUGAAAGAGAUGUUUAUGAGUUCUUCUCAAGGGCUGGGAAGGUGCGAGAUGUUCGUUUGAUUAUGGACCGCAAUUCAAGACGUUCUAAAGGUGUUGGGUAUAUUGAGUUUUACGAUUCUAUGUCUGUUCCCAUGGCAAUAGCACUCUCAGGUCAACCAAUUCUUCGUCAACCAGUGAUGGUGAAGCCAUCAGAAGCAGAAAAGAAUUUGGUUCAAUCUACAGCAUCUGUUGCCAAUGGACCUUCUGGAAAUUUGGGUCCUUAUUCUGGGGGUGCAAGAAGGCUAUAUGUUGGCAAUCUGCAUUCCAGUAUUACUGAAGCUGAUCUUCAUAGGGUCUUUGAAGCAUUUGGUCAAGUUGAGCUAGUUCAGCUGCCUCUUGAUGAAAUUGGGCAUUGCAAAGGUUUUGGCUUUGUGCAGUUUGCCCGCCUAGAAGAUGCAAAAAAUGCUCAGAGCUUGAAUAGCCAAUUGGAGAUUGGUGGCAGGACAAUCAAGGUAUCAGCUGUUACAGAUCAGUCUGGAAUGCAAGAAUUCGGUGGAAAUACUGGUGAUAUUGAUGAUGAUGAAGGUGGUGGCUUGUCCUUGAAUGCCUCGUCCCGAGCAUUACUCAUGCAGAGGUUGGAUCACAGUGGCACUGCAUCAAGUAUGGUUGGUUUUCUGGGCAGUUCCGUUGUCAACAAUACAGGCCUUAAUUUACACGCAACGGGAAACAUACCGCCAGUAGCUGGACUACCAGGUGGAGGUCUUCAAAUUCCAAUGCUCACAAGUCCUUCUAUUGAUACAAUUGGAGUUCCAAGUGAAUGCUUAUUGCUAAAGAAUAUGUUUGAUCCAGAAAAUGAGAAGGAACCAGACUUUGAUUUGGAUGUUAAAGAAGAUGUAGAAGCAGAAUGCUCUAAGUUUGGAAACUUAAAACAUAUAUACGUUGAUAAGAAGAGUGCUGGGUAUGUCUACUUACGAUUUGAAGAUACCCAAUCUUCUACAGGUGCACAGCGGGCCUUACAUGGAAGAUGGUUUGCUGGAAAGAUGAUCACUGCAAGCUUUAUGGUGCCCCAGUCAUAUGAGGAUAGAUUCCCGGACAGCAAGUAA
Molecule: messenger RNA, 1785 nt
Organism: Lathyrus sativus (Indian pea)
Lineage: Eukaryota; Viridiplantae; Streptophyta; Magnoliopsida; Fabales; Fabaceae
Source: the annotation of a GenBank genome assembly